UCCAAGAAACCAAGAGCAGACCAGAUUCUCAACACCAUGGCUUGCUGUGUUCCCUGCUGCUGCAGCGUCCCCACCGGCCCAGCCACCACCAUCUGCUCCUCUGACAAAUGCUGCCGGUGUGGAGUCUGCCUGCCCAGCACCUGCCCUCACACCACUUGGUUACUGGAGCCAACCUGCUGUGACAACUGCCCCCCACCCUGCCACAUUCCUCAGCCCUGUGUGCCCACCUGCUUCCUGCUCAACUCCUGCCACCCCACCCCAGGCCUGGAGACCAUCAACCUCACGACCUUCACUCAGCCCUCCUGUGAGCCCUGCAUCUCAAGCUGCUGCUGAAUGAUGGCUGCUUUGCUCCAUGCCUGACAAUGAAAAACCCAGAAGCUGUCUAUUCAGUAUUCACUUGCCUCAGCAGUUUAUCAGAUGUUGAGGCAGACCAGAUGGCCCAG
Neogale vison (American mink) is the source of this 443-nucleotide messenger RNA. Its product is annotated as keratin-associated protein 3-3. Gene Ontology annotation, molecular function: structural molecule activity. The transcript has a single exon. Gene Ontology annotation, cellular component: keratin filament. Lineage: Eukaryota; Metazoa; Chordata; Mammalia; Carnivora; Mustelidae. The record is from RefSeq and is a predicted model, not a curated record. The coding region runs from base 37 to 333 and encodes 98 amino acids.